ACUUGCAGGACAGCAGCAGGAGAUAAACAACUUAAUACAGAGAAAAAAUACCUUGGCUGAGGAAAAUGCACAUUUGAAGAAUGAAUUCAGUAACUUGAAUGAGAAAUUUAAAGAUAAAAGUAAAGAACUUAAGGACACUGAGGAGUGUGCACAGAAGAAGGAACAGCAAAACAGGCUGGUUAUAAAAAGCCUGGAGGAGGAAAACAAGGGAUUAAAUACAUGCUGUGCUGACCUGCUAUAUGACCUGGAGAAACUGAGGAAGCAGGAGGCACAGUGGAAAACAGAAAAAUCUGGCAAUGAUGCCAGAAUAAAGAAUUUGGAAACUGAUUUAGCAGAGGCAAGAGAACAAAUGAAAGAGUUACGCAGUAUAUGCAGUAACUUGUCAUCUCAGGUAUCUGUGAAACAGGAGGAACUCUCUCAAAAGAAUUCUGAUCUGAUUGGAGCUAAGAAGGAGUUACAGGAGCUGCAGAAUCUUUACAGACAAAACAUUGAACAUACAGCACAGCAGGCUGAGCUGAUAAAGCAGCUUCAGGCUCUCAAUGCUGAUACACAAAAAGUACUGAAAGACCAAGAAGAUGCUCACACAGCUGAAACAACAUCCUAUCAAAAACUUUAUAAUGAAUUGACUUCAUGUUUUGAAACCGUUAAAACAAGUGAAAUUCAACUGCAGCAAAGCUGUGCUUCUCUUCAGGAUCAGUUACUUGGAAAAGAUCAAAGGAUUUGUCAGUUACAAGAGCAACUUCAGCAGGCUCAUGCUGCUUUAAAUGCAGUACAUCAGAAUGCUCCAAAAUGUGAACUACAGGAACCACCUGUGAAACGUUCAAGGUCUCUGUCCCCAAAGAGCUCUUUUAGAGAGUCAGAGGAGACUCGAGAAACCGAUGAGCUAAGAGCAGCCCAUGAAAAACACAAAGAGAGGCUGCAGAUGUUACAGACCAACUACAGAGCACUAAAAGAGCAAUUAAAGCAGUGGAAGGAGGACGAUAGCAGGUUUGAGAGUUGUGAAAGUGGAUACCAGCCUGCAGACCCCCAGCAGCCUUGUCAAGAGGAUUCUGACGCUGUGUGGAAUGAACUGGCAUUUUUGAAAAGGGAACACAAAAAGCUGUUGAUUGAAAAGCUGAAUCUUGAAGAAGAAUUGCAUCAGUUGAAAAUGCACCAAUCGGAGGAGCCACUUUUUAAAGUUAGUGAUGAUGAAGGGGUCAAGAACAGUACUCCAAAGAAAAAUAUGAAAGAAAUUUCACGUCAGAUGUUACAGAAGGUACGACAACUAGAAAGAAGGUUCAAAGCUGUUGAAAAGGAUUUAAAGAAGCAGAAAGAAGUAAAUAAAGACUUACUGAAGGAGAAAAAUUGUUUGGAAGCAUCUUUAAAAGUGCAAAAAGAAGAUGCAGACACAAGAGAAAGAGAGCUCGAAGCACUACUUAAGAGGAUUUGUGAAAUAAAAAAAGAGAAAGCCGACCUUCAGUUAGUGAUUGAUGAGCAAGAAAAAGAAGCUUCCUCUUUGAAGAGGCAAAUGGCAGAAGCUAACAGGUUGAGAAAUGAAAAUGAAGAUUUGCUGAGUCAAGUGCAGGAGCUGAAGUGUUUGCUGGAUGAAGCCACAGCAGUGGCAACCUCUGGGCAAUGUAAUUGCAAGAUAACAGGCACCAAGGUUAAAUUAAAAACAGCCAAGAAAAAAAGCUCCUUGGGACAUCAUGGAGCUUUUCUCAAACAGUCCAUCAAGGUUAUGAGUAAUGUAUUUGAGAAGUGCAGUAAGGACGGCUGGGAAGAUGUGAGUGAAAGCAGUGACUCUGAAACACCAACUUCUGAAGGUUUGGAAACAGUGAUUUUGAAGACAGUGCGGAACACUGAUCCACUGCCAGACAGAAAUAAACAGCAGGGAAAAAAGCAAAUACAAGAUGGUCAAAAGCCCUGCAACAUUGUUCUUUUAGAAGGCAAAAACCAGCGGUAUAAUAAAAAGGGCCAUUCACAGAAUAAAGACCUAGAAAAGUUACAUUCCAAGGGGAGGAAGUUUUACCAUCUUGUAACAUCUUAUCCAUCAGUUCUAAGCAGAGUGUACAGAACAAAAAGAAGCAUCACUGUCCAGAAACCAGGCUACUGUGUUAAUCUACUGCAGGAAAGAAUUAAGUCAUUGCAGCAGCAGAUAGCUGUUUUACAGAUCGAAAAAAAUACAGCAGUGUCUUCUGUGAAGGGGUUUAAAGAAAACAAUGAAAAACUAACAACUCGGCUACAUUUGGCUGAUCAGAGACUUCAAGCUAGUAAGCUAACAAUAGAGGUGUUGACUUCCAACCUGGCCAAGUGGCAACAGGAGAAGGAAGAUCUACAAGAAAAAUUGAAGUUGAGAGAACAUCUGUCUCAAACUGCUGGCAAGAAUGAAACCACACCAGUUCCUUCAAAGAACGUUGAUUCAGAGAUGAAACAGCUGCAGUGCAAACUAAAGAAUUCAAAUAAUGAAAUCACUAAGCAGUCGAACACCAUUAAGUCACUAAAAAAUGAAGUCCAGGAAAAAGAAGAACGGUUUCAGGAACUACGGGCAAAGAUUUCUCGACUGGAGAGGGACCUUAAUAUGAAAAGACAUUUAAUAGAAGACUUAAGGUCUCGUCUAAAAGCAAGUCAAGAAAAUGAGAAAACCUCUAAUGAAACAUUAGAAAAUCUUGAGAGAAAGGUAAAGGCACUGACUGAAGACUGUUCGAACAAAAAAACUUCCAUUGACUCACUGAAACAAAGACUUAAUGUAGCUACAAAAGAGAAGUCUCAGUAUGAGCAGAUGUACCACAAGGCUAAAGAUGAGUUGGAGAAAAAGAAUCUCAAGCUUACCAAUCUGGAGAGCAAAAUGAUAGAGACUGAAAGUGCCAUGACUGAACUUGAGACAACCGCCUCUCAACAACUACACGACUUGGCUAAACAGAGUGGACAAGCUUUGGAAACUGUACAGGAGAAGCUGCUGCUCACCAGUGACAGAGUAGAACAGUUCAUGACAUUUGUGAAG
Molecule: messenger RNA, 2980 nt
Organism: Merops nubicus (carmine bee-eater)
Lineage: Eukaryota; Metazoa; Chordata; Aves; Coraciiformes; Meropidae
Gene: CNTLN
Product: centlein, centrosomal protein
Exons: 19
Biological process (GO): protein localization to organelle; centriole-centriole cohesion
Cellular component (GO): centrosome; centriole
Source: RefSeq, a predicted model, not a curated record